Drosophila miranda is the source of this 1248-nucleotide messenger RNA. RefSeq names its product probable cytochrome P450 12a5, mitochondrial. The coding region runs from base 1 to 1248 and encodes 415 amino acids. Gene Ontology annotation, molecular function: oxidoreductase activity, acting on paired donors, with incorporation or reduction of molecular oxygen; heme binding; monooxygenase activity. The record is from RefSeq and is a predicted model, not a curated record. The transcript has 3 exons. Lineage: Eukaryota; Metazoa; Arthropoda; Insecta; Diptera; Drosophilidae.
AUGGGAGGUACGUCAUACCUGAUGAAUCACAAUCCCAAGGACUUCGAGGCCGUGUUCCUGAACGAAGGAGUGUGGCCGCAUCGGCCUGGCAGCGAUACUCUUCGCUAUCAUCGGAAGACUCAUAGAAAGGAUUUCUUCCAGGGAGUGGAGGGAGCUUUACCCACACAAGGAAAAACCUGGAGCGACUUUCGAUCGGCUGUAAAUCCUGUCCUAAUGCAGCCGAAGAACGUGCGGCUUUACUAUAAGAAGAUGUCCCAAGUGAACCAGGAGUUUGUGCAACGGUGCGAAGCUCCAGAUGAUUUCUUAAACGUUAUAAAUCGGUGGACCCUCGAGUCAGUCUCUGUGGUGGCUCUGGACAAGCAGUUGGGACUGCUCAAAGAGUCGGUCGAUAACGACCAGGCUGUGUUACUUUUCAAGUACCUGGACGAUUUUUUUGAAUUAACAGCCGAUCUGGAGAUGAAGCCCUCCAUCUGGCGUUACGUUAAAACACCCAAGCUAAUGAAGCUAAUGAAGUCCCUAGAUGGCGUUCAAGAAAUAACUUCAGCGUAUGUAGACGAAGCUAUAGAGCGUCUAGAGAAAGAGGCCAAGGAGGGUGUUGUCCGCCCUGAGAGCGAGCAGAGUGUACUGGAAAAGCUGCUCAAGAUCGACAAAAAGGUGGCGACGGUUAUGGCCAUGGACAUGCUAAUGGCCGGAGUGGAUACCACCUCAAGUACCUUUACAGCGGCCUUGCUGUGCCUUGCCAAGAAUCCGGAGAAGCAGGCCGUACUCCGAGAAGAGGUGAUGAAGGUUCUACCCGAGAAGGACUCCGAAUUCACUGAGGCAUCGAUGAAGAACGUUCCCUAUCCACGUGCCUGCAUCAAAGAGUCACAACGGAUCUAUCCUUUGGUCAUCGGCAAUGGCCGAUUUCUCAAUCAGGACAGCGUUUUGAGCGGAUACCAAGUGCCAGCUGGUACCUGUGUGUCGAUGGUUCCCCUGAGCUUGCUAUCAAGCGAGGAGCACUUCCCCAAGGCUGCUGAGUUCCUGCCAGAACGUUGGAUUCGUAACGCCACAGACUCCAACGGGCAAUGCCCGGCAAAUGACUUGAAGCUGAAGAAUCCGUUUGUGUUCUUGCCCUUCGGAUUUGGACCCCGGAUGUGCGUUGGAAAGCGCAUCGUGGACAUGGAGCUCGAGCUGGACAUCGCUCGACUCAUUUGGAACUUUAGCAUCGAGUUCAAUCAUCCACGGAGAACGCUUUCCGCUCCUCCCUGA